UACAAAUACAAAAAUAAAUACAUACAAUAAUAAUAAAUACAAAAAUAAAUACAUACAAUAAUAAUAAAUAAAAAACAAAUACAAAAAUAAAUACAUACAUCUUGUCAAAACGGGGACUGUGGUGCGGUUUAUUUUCCUGGAAUAUGUUGUCUUUGUAGCAUAUUCAACUGAAUAUGGGUUGAAAAGGAUUUGCAAAUCAUUGUAUUCUGUUUAUAUUUACAUCUAACACAAUUUCCCAACUCAUAUGGAAACAGGGGUUUGUAUUUCUUGGAUGGAAUAAAAUACAUUUUACAGAACGUAAUGAAAAAAGUUCAUUCUUCCAGAAAAUAAUAAUAAUUGUGGAAAUUGUGUAUUUUCUUUAAAUUAAUUUGGGUAAAAAAACAAUAAAAAUACAGUAUAUAUUUACAAGUUAAUGCUACAGUGAAUCAUUAAAGCUAAUAAAGAGUGUAAGGGUUACUAUGACAACAGUGAAAGCUGCUCUAUGAUGACCUCCAAUGAGAGGCAGGACAUCCAAAAGAUAAUCCCAGCAUGCACAAGCAGUGUCUCUUGCAGGCUCUCAGCAGCACCUUCCCGUCAUUCUGGAAGCUUCUGCAAAGCCUGUCUGCUGUGUGUCUGCAGGGGAGGAGCCAGCCUGGACUUCACAAGCAGGCUGCGCAUAUUUGUGAUCGUCGUCAUGUAUUUGAACAACAAGAGCACCGCGAGCGCCAACACAGAUCGGACGAAGAAGAAAGCAAAAACGAGGGCUCAACCGUGUCCAGAGAAGAUCCUGAAACGGGUAUCCCGAAAAAAUGUCAAAAAGUCGGAGAGUAGCGGCGAGGAUCAGGAUGCCAUGCAGCACACGGCCUUCGGGAAGGCCUUCUACGACCUGAGCCACUCCGAGCGGGUGAUGGACGACCUCACCUUUGGACGCCGCGUGGGACUGUACGAGCUCAGAGGAGAGAUCGGCUCUGGGAACUUCUCCCAUGUACGACUGGGGAUACAUGACCUGACCAAAGAGAGAGUGGCGGUCAAAGUCCUGGACAAAGUGCGUCUGGACAAGCGGUCGCAGUCGCUCUUCGCCUCGGAGAUCGCCUGCAUGGAGAAGCUGGCUCACCCCAACAUCGUGCGUCUCUACGAGGUGGUGGAGACCCUCAAGAGGCUCUACUUGGUGAUGGAGUACGCCGGCGGAGGGGAACUGUUCUCCCUUAUCAGCACCAGGGGGCGCCUUUCCAACUUGCAGAGCAAGCUGGUGUUUGCUCAGGUGUUGUCAGCAGUGAAGCACAUGCACGAUAGCGACUUGGUCCACAGGGACUUGAAGGCCGAGAACGUCUUCUUCACCAGCACCUGCUGCAUCAAAGUGGGCGACUUCGGCUUCAGCACCUCCUGCCGCCCCGACGACGUCCUGCACACUUUCUGCGGCUCCCCGCCGUACGCCGCACCCGAACUUUUCAAGGAGUCGGGCUACCUGGGCAGGUAUGUGGACAUGUGGGCGCUGGGCGUCUUGCUGUACUUCAUGGCCAGCGCCGCCAUGCCGUUCAGAGCUGCCAACACGGGCCGGCUGAGGCGUUGCAUCCUGCUUGGCUCCUACAGCAUCCCGCCGUACGUCCCCGACCCCUGCAAAGAGGUCAUCAGGGGGCUGCUGAGACCCGUGCCCGCCGACCGCCUGACCCCCGCCAAGAUCGUAGCCAGCGAUUGGAUGAGAGGCGUGGAAUACCCGCAAGCUUACCCGACCUGUCGCCCCACUCCUUCCCACCUGGCGGCGCCCGCUUGCCUCCUCGGUGCGGACGAUUUAAGCAUUAAGGCGGCGCUGAAGGAUCUGGGCAUUGGCGAGAUCCACCUGCUGGACCACGGCGUGGACCUGAGGAGCCCCGUGACCGGUGCCUACCGCAUCUUGCUGCACCGCGCCCAGAGGAGGAGGUCGGUGGAGGCGGUGGGCUACAACGACGCUUGCACAAAGGAGGCCCGGGGUCGACUCAAAUGGAUGGACGAGCGGCGCUCGGUGGUUUGUGUCGUCAUGUAGCGCUCUUUGCCGUUCAAUCAAGAACCGGAAUCAGAAUCGGAAGACCGUAUUUCCUUGAAUUGCCGCCGGGGCGCUAAUUAAUUUAAAACCUCUUCUCACUCCUGCGCUUACCAAAGGCAUGCGGUAAAAGUAAGCAUGUGCUAAUUAUUUUAAAACCUCCCUCCGGCACUUACCAAAGGCAUGCAGUAAAAGUAAGCAUGUGCUAAUUAUUUUAAAACCUCACUCCGGCACUCACCAAAGGCAUGCGGUAAAAGUAAGCAUAAGCUAAUUAAUUUAACACCUCUUCUCACUCCUGCGCUUACCAAAGGCAUGCAGUAAAAGUAAGCAUGUGCUAAUUAUUUUAAAACCUCACUCCGGCACUUACUAAAGGCAUGCGGUAAAAGUAAGCAUGUUCUAAUUAUUUUAAAACCUCACUCCGGCACUUACCAAAGGCAUGCAGUAAAAGUAAGCAUGUGCUAAUUAUUUUAAAACCUCACUCCGGCACUUACUAAAGGCAUGCGGUAAAAGUAAGCAUGUGCUAAUUAUUUUAAAACCUCACUCCAGCACUUACCAAAGGCAUGCGGUAAAAGUAAGCAUGUGCUAAUUAUAUUAAACCUCCCUCCGGCAAUUACCAAAGGCAUGCGGUAAAAGUAAGCAUGUGUUAAUUAUAUUAAAACUUCACUCCGGCACUUACCAAAGGCAUGCAGUAAAAAUUUGAGUGUGAUGUAAGGAUACCAUCAUGAAAAGCACAUUUAAUAAAUAAAUAAAAAACGUUAUUAUGGUCUUACCUUUACUUAUAAAUGAAGUCCAUGCGCAGCUCCUCCUGAUCAAAAGCAUCGAUAACUUGUUUAUAGAAGUCUUCCUUAUCUUUCUUCAGUUUGAAAAGUCUCUCUGUCUCGAUGGAGAUCUUCUUUUAUUACCUCCUGCUUCGAUUGAAAGUCCAGUUUAGAAAACUGCUUUCAGUUAGAUCAGCUCGUCGAGUGCAGGCGACGACAGAAUUAUCCUUGGACAACUCCCCCUCCCGUUUUGCUCCGUGGGUGAUCUCUUUAUCCCACCGCUGCCACCAUGAAGUGUUAUUGUAUGAAUAGUAGACUGGGUAUUUAGGACUGGAAUAUGCUUUAUUUUAGCCCGGUUGAUUACAUAGCCAGCAUAGGAGGGUUGGAUCCUAAAAGGUCCGUCGUGCACCCCAAGCCCCGCCUCAUAUCCGUCCAAGCACAUAUCAUGUCACUCGUUGUCACUUCUUCCACAGCCGAGUAGUCGCAAGAAGGAUCACUAGCGCCCUCUACCACCAUGAGGCGGGAGUUAUUUAAUGACUCAUAUUUGACACACGCAGCUACGGUAUAUUAAUAAAACAUAGCUGCUUACUGUUCUGUUUAGCAUAUUCAAUAGCUUAGAUCUGAAAUCCUACUGAACAGCUCUUAAUCUUCUUCCCUUUAUGCGAUUUCAAAUGAUUGAAAUCAGCCUCCUCCAUUUUGAAAAUGAUGACAGGUGAAGUGUCACUCGUGACGUGACGAGUUUGACCCUGUGGAAAUUCAAGGCAGGCACAUACUAUAUACCCGGCGGCAAUUCAAGGAAAUACGGUAGUUUCUAUUGCCAAUUUUUGAGAAAGGGUUCAAAAACUAAGAAUUUUACUUGGUGCAAUGGUGCACUUAGAAGAAGAAGAUGGAUGGAUGGAUGGAUGGAUGGAUGGAUGGAUGGAUGGAUGGAUGGGCAAGGGUGCAACAUAAAACACAGAAUAAGUAAUAAUAUGAGGUGUAACUGAGCUGUCAGAUGUUGUUAUUGUUCAGGUGUUGGUCUGGAUCUGGGGUCACCAACGCAGUGCCCGCGGGCACCAAGUCGCCCGUAAGGACCAGAUGAGUCGCCCGCUGGCCUGUUCUAAAAAUAGCUCAAAUAGCAGCACUUACCAGUGAGCUGCCUCUAUUUUUUUAAAUUGUAUUUAUUUACUAGCAAGCUGUUCUGGCUUUGCUCGACAUUUUUAAUUCUAAGAGAGACAAAACUCAAAUAUAAUUUUUUAAAAUCCAAGAAAAUAUUUCACUCGUUUAAAUAAAUUCAUUUAUUUUUUACUUUGCUUCUUAUAACUUUCAGAAAGACAAUUUUAGAGAAAAAAAUACAACCUUAAAAAUGAUUUUAGGAUUUUUAAACACAUAUACCUUUUUACCUUUUAAAUUCCUUCCUCUUUUUUCCUGACAAUUUAAAUCAAUGUUCAAGUACAUUUUUUUUUUUAAUUAUUGUAAAGAAUAAUAAAUACAUUUUUAUUUAAUUAUUUAUUUCAGCUUCUUUUUUUUCGACAAAGAAUAUUUGUGAAAUAUUUCUUCAAAUUUAUGUUUAAAAUUCCCCAAAAUUAUUCGGGCAAAUAUAGAAAAUCUGUAGAAUCAAAUUUAAAUCUUAUUUCAAAGUCUUUUGAAUUUCUUUUAAAAUUUUUGUUCUGGAAAAUCUAGAAGAAAUAAUGAUUUGUCUUUGUUAGAAAUAUAGCUUGGUCCAAUUUGUAGCCCUUGGCAUUAAUCAGUAAUUUAUGUUCCAUACAUUUUAUUUUUUAUUUUUUGCAAAAAGAUUCAAAUUAGCUAGUUUUUCUCUUCAUUUUUUGGGGUAAAAUUUUGAAUUUUAAAGAAACGAAAUAGAAGAUGUUUCAAAAUUUAAUUUUCAUUUUUUCCGUGUUUUCUCCUCUUUUAAACCGUUCAAUUAAGUGUUUUUUUCAUCAAAUUAAAUUUUGAAACCUAGUUUAUCGUCAAUUUCCACUCUUUAAAAUUCGAAAUUCACCUGAAAAAAAGAGGGCAAAAACUAACUAAUUUGAAUCUUUUUGAAAAAAAAAUUUAAAUAAUUUAUGGAACAUCAUUAGUAAUUUUUCCUGAUUAAAAUUAAUUUUAGAGUUUUGAUGACAUGUUUUAAAUAGGUUAAAAUCCAAUCUGCACUUUGUUAGAAUAUAUAACAAAUUGGACCAAGCUAUAUUUCUAACAAACACAAAUCAUUAUUUCUUCUCGAUUUCCCAGAACAAAACAUUAAAAAAAAAAUUAAAAAUACUUUAAAAUAAGAUUUAAAUUUGAUUCUUGUCACGCCUAUGGAUCAUGUUUUGUUUUGGUCAUGUUCGGUUUUGUUUUUUGGACACUCAGUUCCUGUUUUGCACUUCCUGGUUCGUUUUCGUUACCAUGCCAACUCAUUAGUUUUCACCUUGUCUUCAUGUCACGCCCCUGUCUUCUUGUCUCACACCUGUUUGCAGUUAUCAUGUUCAUUAUUUAAGCCACAGUUCCCAGGUAGUCAGCCUGGCAGCAUCACUUCCUUCUCAUGUCUACCACCUUGCAGAGAUCCAUGUCAUGUAAGUUUUUGUUUAUAGUUCAUAGUUAAUUGCCUUUGUGCUAGUCUUUUGUUUUCAUAGCCCGGUUUUUGUACCGCCAGUGUGGGUUGAUGAGGCUUCAUGUAUCGUUUGGACACAUUGCAAAACUGUAUCGAUACUGUGUCACUAAAUACUGACAUCUGCUGGACAUUAAAAAUCCCUACAGGCAACCUAUGUACCAACUCAA
Nerophis ophidion (straightnose pipefish) is the source of this 5493-nucleotide messenger RNA. RefSeq names its product serine/threonine-protein kinase NIM1-like. Gene Ontology annotation, biological process: intracellular signal transduction; protein phosphorylation; microtubule cytoskeleton organization. Lineage: Eukaryota; Metazoa; Chordata; Actinopteri; Syngnathiformes; Syngnathidae. The record is from RefSeq and is a predicted model, not a curated record. Bases 482 to 1999 code for a protein of 505 amino acids. The transcript has 5 exons. Gene Ontology annotation, molecular function: tau-protein kinase activity; ATP binding; protein serine/threonine kinase activity. Gene Ontology annotation, cellular component: cytoplasm.